CGGGGAGGCAACACUGAGGCCGGCCAGCCAUGUGGCUUUGGUGGUUCGCGCUCCUAGCCAGUGGGACUCUCUGGCUGCCCGCAGAGGCCCUGGAGUCUUGUGCUGGCUACUGUGGGGAUUUCAGAGGAAACUGCUCUUGCCAUGUGACCUGUCCAUCCCUAAACACCUGCUGUCCUGAUUAUCUGCACUUCUGCCUGGAGAUCUCACCCUAUUCAGGCUCUAUAAUGGGUGGCAAAGAUUUUGUGGUGCAGAAUGAGCCAUGGGUCUCUCCAGCCUUAGUGACCUCUGUGGUCUGCAGGUUCCGAGAGACCAUCCAGACUCAAGGCUACGUGGAUGACAAGGGCAGGAUCCAUUGUGUAUCACCUCUCCUGUAUGAAAGCGGACGGAUUCCAUUCAGUGUGUCCCUGGACGGUGGCAAGACAUUCCCUAGCUCUGGGACCUGGUUGGCAGUCCAUCACAGCAAAGUGUCAGACUCGGACAAGAGUGAGCUGGCCAAUGACACCAUGUGGCAGUAUUAUGGAACCCCAGGGGUCACUGGCGACCUCACCCUCUCCUGGAAGAGCUCCCUGCUGCCUGAGCCCAGAGUCAACAUUGAGCUCUGGGGCUAUCAAGAGACAGGCAAGCCCUACACUGAUGAAUGGAAGGCCGAGUGGUCAUACCUCUACACCUUAGCCAGGAACUUCCCCAACAGUGACAACUUCACCUUCACCCCAAUGCCGGCCGAACCCCAGUACCAGACAUGGGAGGUGGGUGCCCUGCGCAUCUCUGGGAGCAACCACACUGAUGGCGAGAGGGAUGUGCCUGCCAUCUGGAGCAGCGAGCACGCCUUGGCCUGGCACUUCGGGGAGGACUUCCGUCAGGAUUCUGCUGCCUGGGCCACGGCCAAGUGCAUGAACUGGGUCACACUGGACAAGAACCUGCCUAACUUCCUGGAAGAGCUGGAAGAUUGCCCCUGCACCCUGACCCAGGCUCGGGCUGACACUGGGCGGUUCUUUACCGAUUAUGGCUGUGAUAUCGAGAAAAAAAACUCUUGCACAUAUCACCCAGAGGCCGUGCACUGUGUGCGGAGCGUAAUGGGGAGUCCCCGUUACGGCUCUGGUCAGCAAUGCUGCUACUCAGCAUCAGGGACGCAAGUGCUGACGAAGGACUCGAUGAGUGGGAGCACCCCAGACCGUGGCCAUGACUGGGGCUCAUACCCCUAUGGGCGACCCCCCCGGGUGCCUGGCCUCUCCCACUGGCUCUAUGAUGUCAUUUCCUUCUACUACUGCUGCCUGUGGUCCCAGAACUGCCAGGUCUACUUAGAUGUCCGGCCCUCGAGUGACUGCCGCACUUACCAGCCUUCUCACCUGGCCUCAGCCUUUGGGGACCCUCACUUUGUUACAUUUGAUGGCAUCCACUUUACAUUCAACGGCCGUGGAGAGUACGUUCUGGUGCAGUCUGACCUCACAAAGCUGAUGAUUCAGGGCAGGACCCAGCCUGCCUUGAUGUCCAGUGGUGCCCAGGCCUCUGCGACAGGCCUCUCCGCCGUGGUAGUGAAGGAGAACACCUCUGAUGUGGUGGAGGUCCGGCUUGGGGGUCUGUCUGGUGAGACCCUCGAGGUGCUGCUGAAUCAGGAGAUCUUGAAGUUCAGUGAGCAGAGUUGGUUAGACCUGAAAGACAUGUUCUUAUCGGUGUCUGGGAGCCAGAAUGUGUCAGUGAUGCUGGGCUCUGGGGCUGGUGUGGAAAUCCAGGCCCAAGAACACUUCUUGAGUGUGAACAUCCUUCUUCCUGAGAAAUUCAUCAAUCACAGUCAGGGCCUCCUGGGAACCCUGAACAACAUCCCAUCUGAUGACUUCACCCUGAGGAAUAAGACGGUCCUGUCCCCCCAAAUCGCCUCCCAGCCCCAUGAGCUGUUUGACUUUGGAGCUGACUGGGCCAUUUGGAAUGACUCCUCCCUGUUUACCUAUGAUUCCCGGUCUUUGGUGGACAAUUACCUCCUCCCGCCCAAGCAUGACCCCAACUUCCAGCCAGUCUUCACACCUGGGCCCGUGACACUCCCGGUAGCCAACCUCUGUGGGGAUGAUCCGUUCUGCCAGUUUGAUGCCCUCGUCACUGGGAGGCUGGACGUUGGCAAUGCCACAAAGGUGGCCUACGGACGGUACAGACAUCUGCAGCAAAGCCUGCAGCCAGUGGUGUCCUGUGGCUGGCUCUCUGCCCCAGAGCAUGGGCAGAAAAAUGGAACCAGCUACCUGGAGGGUUCCACUGUCAAGUUCAGCUGUGCGUCAGGCUAUAAGCUGAGAGGCUCCGAGGAGCAAACCUGCCAGCCCAACGGGCAGUGGGCAGGAGUCCGGCCACAGUGCAAGCCAGCCACAGGUCAUACCGUGUUGCUGGGAGUCAUCUUUGGGGUGCUAUUGGUGGUAGCUCUGGCUGUCCUGGGCUACGUGAUGCUGAAGAGGAGGAAAAGGAGGAUGUAGAGGACCUUGCAGACAUGGAUACCCUCCCUCACCUGAAUAUUGUGCCCACCCAGGGGCCCAUCCCCUGCCUGAGUACC
Trichosurus vulpecula (common brushtail) is the source of this 2530-nucleotide messenger RNA. It is a transcript of the gene SUSD2, whose product is annotated as sushi domain containing 2. The transcript is spliced from 14 exons. The coding region runs from base 30 to 2453 and encodes 807 amino acids. Lineage: Eukaryota; Metazoa; Chordata; Mammalia; Diprotodontia; Phalangeridae. The record is from RefSeq and is a predicted model, not a curated record.